CGCGGCGCCACCUCAAACCGCCCGAGCCGCGCUUACAGCUGCACGUGUGCCGUCCGCCAGAAACAACCCUCUACCCUCACGUCAACUUUCACUCCUCGACGCCUCUCUCGGAUCUACACUCGGACCCGUAUUUUAUUUUGGUUUUUGCCUCGUCGAGUAUUUUUUGCGCCGGUUCUCUCUCUCCGGGUUUCGGUCUUCGGGGCGGAGUUCGGGGAAGUUGGUGUUGAAGCGGGUUCUUUCACGGGAAAAGUCACGAUGACCGGGUAUAUUGCGACCGUUGCUGUGAUUUUGUACGUGUUGUCUUACAACCCCUCCGCAGAGGCCCUUGAUCUCUCACGGCUGUACGGUCACCUCAACGCCAAAAGAACUGGUGAUGCAUGCCACCCAUACGAGCCGUUCAAAUGCCCAGGAGACGGAACCUGCAUCUCGAUACAAUAUCUUUGUGACGGCGCUCCCGAUUGCCCGGACGCCUACGACGAGGAUGCUCGCUUGUGCACCGCAGCCAAGCGACCGCCUGUUGAGGAGACUGCCAGUUUCCUCCAGUCACUCAUAGCCAGCCACGGACCUAAUUACUUGGAGAAACUGUUUGGUAGCAAAGCCAGGGAUGCUUUGUCACCACUCGGAGGAGUAGAAAAAGUUGCGAUAACCUUAUCAGAAUCACAGACGAUAGAGGAUUUCGGCGCUGCGUUACACUUGAUGCGGUCCGACCUAGAACAUCUGCGCUCGGUCUUCAUCGCGGUGGAGAACGGGGACUUGGGAAUGCUCAAAAGUCUCGGCAUCAAGGAUUCGGAACUAGGCGAUGUCAAAUUCUUCCUGGAGAAACUCGUCAACACUGGAUUUUUGGACUAAGCAGAUCCUCGAAAAGCAACCCCUUCCAUCUCUGUUCUGUCUUUUUUUAAACUCCGGUCCUUUUUCAAUUACUCAAAAACAAAUCCUCUUUUUAUUUUUAUUUUUCUAUGUUGUUUUUAAGGAUGGACAUCAUCGAAAUCACGUUGAUUUUAUUUUUCUUUUGAUACAUAAGAGCCAAGUGCGCGUGUAGAUACCCGAGUUCAAAACUCGAUGAUUUUAUGUGUAUAGUUUUGGGGAUGUAUCAGAAGUAUUAUUUAGAAGUUCAUUUACAGGUGUGAUGGACACAAAAACUGCAGGCUUGCAAAUUCCUUCCACGGAAGAAGACUUUCCUGAACACAAAGAAUCCGAUAUUGAUGUCGCAACUACCUACAGUAUGUCUAAAAUUAAUACCACAUUUUUUAGAGUAAUUUGUGACGUUAAUCAUUUCUGAGGGUAAAUUUGUUGGACAGACUUCCUACUAGAUUUAUCUGAUGUAGAUCCUUCAUUGUGAGAAAAUACAAAAUUUGGUAUUGUUAAUGGGUGGAAGAAAGAGCUUGAUAACUGAACGCUAGUAGGGGACUACUUAUUCCAUUUUAAAAAAAAAAUGAAAAUACAAAUACGAUAAAAAAAUAGUAUAAAAAAGAAUAGUAUAAUAAAGAAAUGUAUGGAGAAAUAGUAUAAUAAAAGAUCAUAAUAAGAAAAUAAAUGACGUUGAAAUGCUAGUCUCGGAAAACUUUUUAAAUAAAUAAUGCUUUUGAAAAUUAAAAAGAAAAUAAAAACCUACAACAACAAUUAAAUACUUUUACUUGUCAUUAUGUCUGCAUAAGGAAUCUCAAUUUAAGUUUAACUUCAAACUUGACUCAGAUCUUUCAAAACACAGGGCCUUGGUCAUUAUUAAAAAAACAGAUGAAUUGAGAUCAAAAAAUAAAUUAUAGUAAAGACCAAAGAACUUUAAACUACCUCAAAUCCAAUCUGAUACAUUUUAUGAGCGACUCUCUUUCUUUUACCUAUUUUCAAGCCUUCAUCUUGUCGAGUCGGGAUGAAUCUUAAAAAAUGCUGGUCAAAAAUUGCCUAGUAAAAGUCUGGCUGUCUUAUCUUGUUAUACUAUCACCACUCGGAGUGACUGUAAAAGUCUCCGCUUCGUAAACUAAGUCAAUUUUUUAAGGAGUGGAAUACAAAUAUUGUAACUUUACCUCGUUAAGAGUUAUAAUUUUGACGAGGGAUUUUAUUAUUAAUCAUAAAUUAUAUUUUAAGCAUGGAGAGAGAAUCAAUGUCAACUCGAGUCAGCGUUAAGACUUUCAAUUAAAAAUAUCAGAUAUGACUUAGAAAUCUAAGCAAAAUGUCAAUCGCUGAUAUUUUUAUUGAUUUUGUACAAAAGUUUACUCUUUUUUUGUUUAUAAUGUUAUAAAUUUUAUCCUAAGUUUUUCAAGAUGAGGAGCGUGUUUAAGUGGAUCCAGGUGAUCAAGAAAAUACGAAAUUGCGCCCAACUGCAUGGUAAAUAGGACAUAACGUAUAAUCAAAUUCAUUAGACUUCUUUCAUUUUCUUCUCCUCCUCACUUUUGCACAGGAAGAAAAACGUCUCCUCUCUCCUGAACUUUUGGCCCUAAUGAGGUAAAAAUCCCUUCACUUACAUAAGAAUAGAUUUAAUUUUAGGAAUGAAAAGGAAAGAACAAAUCAACUGUAAGGAAUGCGCGUUUUUUUGCAUCACGUUUCGCAAUAAUUGUGUUAAGAAUCAUUAUCAAUCACUUGUUAGUCUCCAUCAAGAGGCAACGGAAUGCGAAAAUCCAUAUGUUUUUAUGAGCUCAUUCAAAAAUAGGAGGGAGAAAGCCUGAUAAAAUGAAGCGUUCCUGAUCGUCGAGCGUGCCGAAAUUUCUUGUCUCUCAAGGACAACGGCCCCAGGUAAUUACAGAUGGGGCUAUCUAAAAAUUACGGAUCCGUAAACCGUCACUACAGAAGAACUUUUGAACACCAACUCCAUUGUGAGAUUAAAACCGAUAAUUCUAAUAUUUGGACCUUUCACCAAGCAUGUUUAUAGGUUUGCCUAAAAGACGAUUUCAGAGAGGUCGGUCGGUCAGUACAUCAACGGUAUUGUCCUGGAAAAUUGCGUUCCGUGGGCUAGUUAAUGUAGUCGCACUUUCGAAGUAUACCUAACUGAAAAAAAGUAUCCUCGAUUAUACAAUCAACAGUUUGGUUCGACAAAUCGAAAUUCAUUACUAGUAUUUGGUUUAUACAACCUGAUUUUUACUUUCUCGCUCCCCUAGGGUAGAGAGGAAGUAUUGUCAUCCUCCAAGAAAAAAAAAAAAAAAGUUUUUUUUUAUUCGUGAGUGAUGGCACUAUAGAGCAAGGUAAGUUAAAGUGGACGGUAUGCAAGCUGUAGGGUAGAAAAAGAGAAGGACUAUAAAAGAAGGAGACACAUUUUACAAAGAGAAACUAUCGUAGAGAUACGUGUUUUCAAUUUCAAUAUUUAACAUAUCAUAACAUGCAUGUGCAAUACCGACAUACCGUGCUGCGGCACCCCGCACUCAUCUCUCAUCAAAGCGAUGAGCGUACAAUGUGAAACACCUAAGGUCCACAUGAGGACUUAUAAUUAAUAUUUAUUUCGCAGUGCUCUGCAUCUUUAGAGACCUAGCCAAACAUCAUUUUGCAUGAAUGAAACCAAACAUAUCGAUACAUAUCAAUUAUACCAAAUACUUAGUUCGUAAGAAAUAAGAAAUAUUUUUUUGAAUUUUAAUAUUUACAUAUCAUAGUAUAUUUAAAACUAUUAGUGUUGUACUUCCUGAUCUCGGAUCAAAACCAGCCGUAUCACUACAUAUCAGUUAACGACUAAAGUACCUAUGAAAGCAUAUCAAAUUGAAAUUUUAAAGUCUGCUGCACCAAAACACGAGAUUUAUCAUUUUGAAAUUGUUUAGUUCUAAUAAUGAUAAACUUAUUGUAAUUAGUCGAUCUGUACAUGACUCUUGGGUUCAUGAAUGUGCGUUAGCGAUCCCUGGUAGCAAAAUUUUACCAUUUGUACCAAGAUGGUAUAUUCCAUUUCAAAAGUGGUGACACCCCCCCUCCAGCUACUUCAUAGCUCUUGACUUGAUCAGGUUAUACAUCUAGAAACUUUGAGCAGGGAAAUCAGUAUUAUCCAAAUUACAACAUAAUAAAGCCGAUCUCACAGAAAUCGGAUUUUUCACCAUCUAAAUUGGCUGUCUAUUGUUGUAUUUGAGUGGUGCGGCAUCAUCUUAGAUAGUACGACGCACAUUUAAAGUAUCAAAAAGUAUUAGGGGUCAUCCCCUAAAAUUUUGGUGCCACCCCAAUGAGUUGGAUGACAUGGACAUUUCCAAUUAAUUUUGGUUGGAUCGCAACUCAAGUUAUGAGUACCACAAUCUUUGGGUGAGUAUAACCUAAUGUAUUGUGUUACUACCACAAUUAAUUGGGGUACUACCACAAUUUAUUGGAAAUGUCGAAGUUGGAAUUUACCUCCUACCUCUUUUUUUUCGUGUAGACUUUCAGUAUGCCAGUCGUUCAAAGAGCGAUUGGAAAAAAUGAGCUAUCUGCAUCUGUAAGGCUCACGCCAGAAUAUUAGCUGAUUUCUUUCACGCUAGGUACCCAGUCCGCUUUAUGGUCACUUUUUAGCUAAUAUCUUUUGUUGCAAAUCUGUCAGCAUGGCAGCAUGCUACUUCGAGUCCAAGAAUGAAAUGUAAAAAGGGAUCGCUAAAAUUAUUGUCAUUAAGGCGCGUUAAAUUUACAGAGUUAAGUCUUUUUAUCAUUGUAAUCGGAAGCCUAUUUCUUUAAAAUUGUGUGCCUCCAGGGCAGCUUUAUUUCAGCAUGUUUGACAGUAUGAAUUUCAUCUAUAAAACAUCAUAUCCUCUUUCAAUGUUCUUAAAUUAUUUAUUGAUUGUGCAAUGUCUUGAGUUAAUUAUAUAAUUUUAUUUUGUAAA
Messenger RNA from Bemisia tabaci, 4751 nucleotides. RefSeq names its product IDLSRF-like peptide. The record is from RefSeq and is a predicted model, not a curated record. Lineage: Eukaryota; Metazoa; Arthropoda; Insecta; Hemiptera; Aleyrodidae. Gene Ontology annotation, molecular function: protein binding.